Messenger RNA from Astyanax mexicanus (Mexican tetra), 1733 nucleotides. Its product is annotated as H-2 class I histocompatibility antigen, TLA(B) alpha chain-like. The coding region runs from base 6 to 1733 and encodes 575 amino acids. Gene Ontology annotation, cellular component: external side of plasma membrane. The transcript is spliced from 15 exons. NCBI's taxonomy places the organism in Eukaryota, Metazoa, Chordata, Actinopteri, Characiformes, Acestrorhamphidae. The record is from RefSeq and is a predicted model, not a curated record. Gene Ontology annotation, biological process: immune response.
AGGUAAUGACUCCCAGGAAAGAAGGUUUAGCUUUUUUUCUGCUGUCUGCUUUUCUUCUGGCUUCGUUUGGAGAUGAGCACUCUGUGUAUUACCUCUACACAAUGCAGUCCAAAUAUUCAGUUUAUAACAUUUACGACUGCACUGCUGUUACGCUGCUGGACGGCAGACAGAUUUUCUUCUACAACAGCACAGACGAAUCCAGAACUCCUAAACAGGACUGGCUGAAGCAGUUGUCGGAGUUUGACUGUGCAAGAAGCACUGACAAACUGAAGCAUGACAGGCAACUAUUAAACAAGCUUAUGGAGAUUCAGAUGAAAGCCUCUGGCCACUUUCAGUCAGACGGUCAUGUUCUUCAGUGGAUAUACGGCUGUGAGGGUGAACUGCAUUCUGACGGCUCUCUGACUGUAUUAAACAGUAUUAAUGCAUAUGGUUAUGAUGGAGAAGAUCUGAUUCAUUUUGACUCUGACUCUGGAAGGUUUUUAACCCCAGAGAAGACGAAGAACAGAGAUCUGGAAGAAAAGUGGAAUUCCUACCUUCAGCAGAAACAGUGCAGGGAGUGUGAAGAUUUGCUGAAAAUGUAUUCACAAUACAAUACUACUGAGAGCAAACCAAGUCAGGCUCCACCUGAUGUUUACGUGUUCGCAAAGAAGUCUAUGAAAGACACAAGCAAGCUGAUACUGACUUGUAUGACCACACACUUCUACCCCAUAAAUGUGAAGAUGAGGAUGAGGAAGUUCAGCACUUUCUUUCCUGAACAUCGGAUAACAUCUUCUGGAGUUAAACCCAAUGAUGAUGGAACCUACCAGCUGAGGAAGAGCGUGGAGAUCCCAGAAGAUGAUUCAGCAGAUUAUACGUGUUUUGUGACACACCGCACCCUCCAAACACCAAUGACUGAAAAAUGGGAUGGAAGAUGCAGUAACUGCGCAAAGAACAGCUCUCUGCAUUUAUAUGGAGUUAUUGGAGUUUUGAUCUUUGUGGCUGUGGUGGUGGUUUGGUGCUCAAACCCCUGUUUUAAAUUACUCAGUACACACUCCCCCUCUCUUCUGCAAGGAUGGACUCACGCAGACCAGCGCAGCGACAAUAAUGCAGGAGAGACUCCACAGUCAUUGCAACCCCUCCUUGAAAAUGACCAGCGCAGCGACAAUAAUGCAGGAGAGAGUCCACAGUCAUUGCAACCCCUCCCUGAAAAUGACCAGCGCAGCGACAAUAAUGCAGGAGAGAGUCCACAGUCAUUGCAACCCCUCCCUGAAAAUGACCAGCGCAGCGACAAUAAUGCAGGAGAGACUCCACAGUCAUUGCAACCCCUCCCUGAAAAUGACCAGCGCAGCGACAAUAAUGCAGGAGAGAGUCCACAGUCAUUGCAACCCCUCCCUGAAAAUGACCAGCGCAGCGACAAUAAUGCAGGAGAGAGUCCACAGUCAUUGCAACCCCUCCCUGAAAAUGACCAGCGCAGCGACAAUAAUGCAGGAGAGAGUCCACAGUCAUUGCAACCCCUCCCUGAAAAUGACCAGCGCAGCGACAAUAAUGCAGGAGAGACUCCACAGUCAUUGCAACCCCUCCCUGAAAAUGAAAUACUUCAGUCAGUACCUUGGUGUGGUGUGCUUGCAAACUUGUCCGUCAGCAUCUCUUGGUGGAAGACUGCAGAGCGUGUAAUGGUGGCCCACCCGAGGAACUCCGAGCAAUCCGGUAACUCGGAGCGCUAUCGGGCAGCAUUCACGUCCCUCGGAGGCUAG